UAAUUCUGACCAAUUUUAUUUUCAAAAACUUUACUUUACUUUUUUCUCAUCACACCUGCUCGAUAGUAACUUGGUUCUGUGAAUUUCAUCACACCAUCUUUACUAUAUCACUUUCAUCAAGGUACGUUAACUUCCACCAUCAUUUCCACGAUAUCACAACACCACAACACUUCCAUUACAUCAAUCCUAUAAAGUCGACGGCUUGAAGUUAAAUUGAUUCCAUCGCUUAUCUGCAUCUUCGUUGCAAUAAUUCAUUCCAUCUCUGACGAUACUUGAUCUGUAUUGGAUCAUUAGUAUCGCGUCAACCGCACCACAUCAAUUCGUCUGAUUAAUUACAUUGAACUUCCCAAUAUUUUCCGACACCGUCUUCACUCCAUAGCUGCACUACUCACAAAGCCUCAAGGACUACUUCGCGUCGAUUAUAUCCAAGUCGAACUCAUCACGAUAAACCCACCGUACCCAAUUUUCUUAAGGUAAUUUUUCACCUACGUUACCAUCGUCACGGUAGUUCAUUACUAACAAUGCUCCAGUCUUCGAACUUUCUCUCGAACACCACCUCAUCACGGUCAUCAUGAUGCGUAACGAGUCAUCCGACGCUUUGUGGCAAGUUCCCCCAACAUCUUCACAAAGAUAACCCAACUUACUAACCUCACGUAUAGCGCUCUUUUCCAAAAGCUCACCAUUACAAGCCCUCCCAAGCCCACCACCACCACUUAUGGCCGUUUCCCACCCGAGCUCUGGAUGAUGAUCAGAGACAUCCUCGAGAAGGAGGAUGACCGCGCCUCUCUCGCCGCCCUAACCCGCUGCAACACCAAAUUUCGAAGCAUCAUGGAGACGCACCUGUACAUGCGCUUCAUCACCAACAGCAAGCAGCCCGUCCGCGUCCGCUCUCUCGCCAGCUUCAUCCACGCCGUCGGCAACUCGCCGCGCCUCGCCUCCUUCGUCAAGGCGGCCAGGAUCAGCACCGUAAUCCCCGGCGGCGACCGCGUCCUCAUGUACGGAUCCGAGUUCGCCGAGUUCCUCGUCAACGUCGCCCCUUCCAUCCAAUACCAGCUGAUGAGGUCGGUCAACGGAGCGCCGCUGUCGAUUUACAGACUCGCGACGGCCAUGAUGGAAGUUCUCCCCACCCUGCUGCCCAACCUGCAAGACUAUCACAUGCACACGGGAAUCUUCGGAGACAGCGCCGUGAACCCCUGGUGGUUGUCCUACCCUAACUUCUGGGCAAUGAAGACCCCCCAAAACCGUCUCCAUCACCUAACAGACCUGACUAUCACGCAGGUAGAGCCGACCUGGCAUUUCACCACAUUCUUCAUCCUGCACUGCUGGUCCCGGGUGGCGCCCAACAUACGCUCCCUCGCCGUGCGGACCAUAGCCAAGGACCCGACCCCAGGGCGCCAGCACGCCUUCACCAAGCGUCGGCGGCAGCUAGCGCCGAGCAGCGCGCUGCGCCUCGCCAUCCGCAACCUGCGAGACUUCCGCUUCCAGUGCGACGACUACGACGAGGUCAUGGAACUCUUCCACUUCCUCUGGCGCUGCCGCAAGAUCGAGCGCAUCGACCUCGAGCUGAAGGACCCCGGUUUCCCCUGGGACGGCUUCGUCCUCGAUUCCGUCAACGACUGGCUCUGGGAGAUCCGCCGGAACUGUCUGGAGCCUGCCCUGCUUCCCGCUGCCAGGCCUCCCGAUCUUGGUCCCGAUCACCCCGUCUGGACCGGAAUCUUCACCCUCCGAUACCACACCAAUAUGAAGCAGGUGAUCAUCAACCAGGACAUGCUGGAGCUCAUCGCCGGUGUUCACAGACUCCCAUACGGACAGAAGGACCUGGUACGAUUCCUACCCAAGUCUCUGCAGGUCCUAUACCUCUGUGAUCUCAGCGUCCGAUCUAUGUCUGCGAUCUAGUUCUUCGCAGGUCAUGUCAGACGCGGCCGGUACCCCGAUCUCGAGAAGCUUCGGGUCUCCAGUAGGGGUGUUGAUGGAUGGGCGGGGACAGCCAUAAACCGUGAGGACUGUCACCACAUGGAAACAUGGUUCGAGGGCACCAAGGUGACGGUCGAGUUCUGCGAGAACUCACAGGUUCGGACGCACUGAUAGCUGCAUAUCAACCCCAACCUGGUGCUAUUGGCAUGUUAAUGGUGCUUUCUGGAAACCUUCCUCAGGGUCUGGAUUUCUAUACUCACAGAAGAGCCAGAACCAGGAUGGGUCUUGAAGCCACAAAAAGUAGCUGGAGAUGAUAACAUUGGGUUGUAUCCGGUUAACUCACCACGGUGUUCCCCGCAGUUUGGGUUCUUAGGACGGUGCAGAGGGGAUAGGCUGGAUAC
This is a messenger RNA of Annulohypoxylon truncatum, 2315 nucleotides long. RefSeq lists its product as uncharacterized. Bases 742 to 1896 code for a protein of 384 amino acids. NCBI's taxonomy places the organism in Eukaryota, Fungi, Ascomycota, Sordariomycetes, Xylariales, Hypoxylaceae. The record is from RefSeq and is a predicted model, not a curated record. The transcript has a single exon.